AUGGACUUGGAUUUGGAUCGCUUUUGUCGUGAAUUACCCAAAAUAGAGCUGCAUGCACAUUUAAAUGGGUCACUGAGUCGCUCUACAAUGCUACAGUUACAAAGAUACUAUGCAGAUGCAGGAAUAUCAGAUGAAACAAAUGCUUUCUUUGAUGAGUUCCAAAUUGGUGCAGGGGACACUAGAAAUUUGUCUGAUUGUUUUCAAGUGUUUAACAUCGCCCAUGCUCUAACAAGCACCCCAGAGACAUUGAAAUUAGCUACAACUUUAACACUCCAAGAGUUUCAAGAAGAUGGAUGCUGUUAUAUUGAAUUAAGGAGCACUCCUCGGGAUACAUCACAUAUGACGAAGAGGCAGUACAUAGACACAAUUGUACAAGCUAUGCAAAAAUCGUCACAAAGCCUUAGCAUAAUUUCUCUCCUUAUAGUAUCUAUAAAUAGAUCUAAUUCUAUAUCGGAAGCUGAAGAAAUAGCAGAUUUGGCAAUAGAGUACCAUAAAAAGUUUCCAAAUGUUGUGGUUGGAUUAGAGCUUAGUGGUAAUCCAGGUUGUGGAAAGUUUGAAAAUUUUGUAAAAAUAUUUUCAAAAACGAGAACUGCGGGCUUAAAAGUGACUCUUCACUGUGGUGAAAUCAGUAACCCAGAAGAAAUAUUGCAAAUGAUUCAGUUUAAGCCAGAUAGAAUCGGUCAUGGGACAUGUAUACAUCCUAAAUUUGGUGGAACUGAUGAUGUUUGGGAAGCUUUAUGUAAAUCUGGAAUACCUGUCGAGGUUUGCCUAACAAGUAAUGUUAAUACCAAGUCAGCCCCAGAUUACUCUUCACAUCAUUUUAAAUAUUUAUAUGAUGCUAAUAUACCUGUCAUUCUUUGUACAGAUGAUAAAGGAGUAUUUGCAACAUCUCUUUCGCAAGAAUACAGAAUUUGUUUAGAUACAUUUUUGUUAGAUAAAGUGAAGAUAGCAAGUUUAGCACUUAAUGCUAUUAAAUAUAUUUUUGCGGAAGAUAAACGAAAAUUACUGAGCGACAAAGUGCAGAAUUUUAUUGAUAAAAAUUGUGUGUAA
Messenger RNA from Parnassius mnemosyne (clouded apollo), 1050 nucleotides. The record is from the annotation of a GenBank genome assembly. NCBI's taxonomy places the organism in Eukaryota, Metazoa, Arthropoda, Insecta, Lepidoptera, Papilionidae.